GAGGGAUAGAAAAGAGGGAAGAGGAGAGAGAAAGACAGCAAGAGUGCACCCAAAGAAAGAAGAAAGAACCCCCCAAUUUCUCUCUUUCUUCCUCUCCCCUCCCCUCCCCUCUUCUCUCUCUAAACACGCGCAUCAAUCUAAAUGUAUGCUUUUUGAAACCCAUCCCAUUUUUCUUUUUCUGGGUUUCAAUCAUCUCAAGAAACGCAUUUCUUUCCGGCCAUAAAUCUUGGGAUAAUUGGAUUUAGUUGAUGGAGGGAGAAGCGGUGGGAACAUCGUCGUCGUCGGCGUCUGAAACUGCAGAGGCCGGCGCUUCGAGAUGUGGGUUUGAUGGGCGGAAUGGGGGCAAGGGCGGUGGUGUAAACAGCUCGAGAUCGGCUAAGUUCCCGCUGACCCUCUGGGAGAUUGCGGUGGCGAGCGGCGUCGUUUUGGGCUUCGCAUCCGGGCUGCUCGGCGUGUAUUUCACCAUGCCGGCUUCCGAUUACAGCUUCCUCAAGCUUCCGAGGACUCUUGAAGACAUCCAAAUGUUAAGGGAUCAACUGGGGAGUUAUACGAGCGACUACACUUUGCAGGUCCUUGUUGGCUACUGCGUAGUCUACAUUUUUAUGCAGACAUUUAUGAUCCCUGGGACUAUUUUCAUGUCUUUACUUGCGGGGGCACUCUUUGGAGUCUUUAAGGGUGUAGCUCUGGUUGUGUUCGCUGCUACUGCCGGUGCUUCAUCGUGCUAUUUCUUAUCCAAACUAAUUGGACGGCCCCUUGUUUUCUCCCUCUGGCCUGAUAAGUUGACGUUCUUCCAGAACCAGGUGGCUAAACGAAGGAAAGGGCUGCUGAACUACAUGCUAUUCCUAAGAGUAACACCGACACUCCCAAACACGUUUAUUAAUGUUGCUUCACCAAUUGUAGAUGUGCCUUACCAUAUUUUCUUCCUGGCAACAUUUAUUGGGCUUAUUCCUGCCACUUAUGUUACUGUCCGGGCUGGAAUCGCGUUGAGUGAAUUGCAGUCAUUGGGCGACCUAUACGACUUCAACUCUAUAGCCACGCUGUUUGUCAUAGGAGCGGUCAGCAUUACCCCCACGUUGAUGGGCAGCAAUAGGAAAUCAUAGUAUCGCGUUAGCUGAAAACCCGACGAGUUCUGCUGUCCUCUAUGGACGUUUGCGUAAUUUCAUCGAGCGAGCCGGCGGCGAUACUGGGAUGGUUUCAUAUCUGUACAGAUUACCCCAUGGAACAAAUGCAAUUGUGCAUUGGGUGUUUUAGAAGUUAGUAGUUAAGGAUCUCUCAGAUAAGCUCUCAAACUGGGAAAUGUGUUUAUGAUUUUUAAGAAGCUGAACCUGCGCUCCAAAUGCAAGUUUAUCAUUCAUUCAUGGGAAGUAAAAUUGCUUAGGCGUUUAAACAUUUGGUGUUAUACGUUUGUUGCAAACAGGGUGGCCUCAUGUAUGAAAAUUGAAAAGUAUAAUGGAUACAAAGAGGUGCAAA
Messenger RNA from Ipomoea triloba (trilobed morning glory), 1470 nucleotides. RefSeq lists its product as uncharacterized. Lineage: Eukaryota; Viridiplantae; Streptophyta; Magnoliopsida; Solanales; Convolvulaceae. The record is from RefSeq and is a predicted model, not a curated record. The transcript is spliced from 4 exons. The coding region runs from base 249 to 1100 and encodes 283 amino acids.